Magallana angulata is the source of this 2447-nucleotide messenger RNA. Its product is annotated as Bardet-Biedl syndrome 4 protein-like. The coding region runs from base 31 to 1782 and encodes 583 amino acids. Gene Ontology annotation, biological process: cilium assembly; protein localization to cilium. NCBI's taxonomy places the organism in Eukaryota, Metazoa, Mollusca, Bivalvia, Ostreida, Ostreidae. Gene Ontology annotation, cellular component: ciliary basal body. The transcript has 13 exons. Gene Ontology annotation, molecular function: protein binding. The record is from RefSeq and is a predicted model, not a curated record.
UUUGACCCCAAGUAACUAUCUCAAACAAAAAUGGAUUCCAAAGACGACGAGAUCGUCAGUGCUCCUUUAGAAGAGAACGAUCAAAGACCACCCGAGAGUGAAAUACAAACUGCAGAUGUUCCUCAAGCACCAGCUCCUAUCAACAUACCAGCAGUUCCUAAACCGAAGCCUAAGAAAGCACCAGAACUACCCAUAUUUGAAAGAAGAAACUGGUUAAUUCAUCUCCACUAUGUAAGGAAGGAAUUUGAUGUUUGUAAAUCUAUCAUAAAAGAUCAGCUUGCAGAGAGUGGGGGCAUGUGUGAAUAUGCAGUCUACACUCAAGCCUUAGUUCUGAGACAAGAAGGGAGAAUCCAGGAGUCGUUGGAGCUGUUCCAGACUUGUACUUUGUUGAAUCCACAGAGCGCUGACAACCUGAAACAGGUGGCUCGGUCACUAUUUCUACUUGCUAGACACAAAGCUGCCAUAGAGUUGUAUAAUGAAGCCACCAAGCUUAGUGAAAGAGACUGGGAAAUAGCUCAUAAUCAAGGAGUAUGUUACAUGUACCUCAGAGAAUACAAGAUGGCAAAAGAUUGCCUGAGUCAGGCUCUGUCUUUUAAGCGACAUGAGAUCUCCUAUGUGAUGCUUGGAAAGAUUCACUUAAUGGAGGGCAACAUAGAGGCAGCCAUUGAAAUCUAUAAACAAGCUGUGGAGUAUUCUCCUGAAAACCCAGAUAUGCUGACUACCUUGGGCCUAUUGUAUAUGCAGGUUGGUCAGUACCAGAGAGCAUUUGAAAACCUUGGAAAUGCCAUGACCUAUGACCCUUCGCAUGUCAAGGCCAUCAUGUCUGCCGGGAGCAUGAUGCAGACUCAUGGAGACUUUGAUGUGGCCCUGAACAAGUACAGAAUAGCUGCUGUGGCAACCCCUGAGAGCCCGCCACUAUGGAACAACAUUGGAAUGGCUUUCUUUGGCAAGAAGAAAUAUGUUGCUGCAAUCAGCUGUCUGAAGCGAGCUAACUACUUGGCCCCUUUUGACUGGAAGAUUUUGUACAACCUGGGAUUAGUGCAUCUGACCAUGCAGCAGUAUGCAUCAGCCUUCCAUUUCCUCAGUGCUGCCAUUAACCUCCGUCCCAAGAUGGCCCAGUUAUUCUCUCUACUCGCUGUUGCUUUAACCCAUCUGGAGGACACAGAGAAUGCAAGGAAGGCAUAUGAACAGGCUGUUAGUCUAGAACAGAAAGAUCCAUCAAUGAGUCUCAACUUUGCGAUAUUUUUGCACAACAAUGGGGAUAAAAGUGCUGCUCUUAAACAAUAUAAGGAAUUUGAAACCAGAUACAAGAUACAGAGGGCAUCCAAUCCUAAUGCAGGAGAUCAAGAGAUGCAAGAGGCAGCUCAGAAGCUAGGAACUAUUUUACAAGUGGGAGAAAAUCUGGUAUGGAAUGAGGGUGGUCAGAAAGCAGUCUCACCACCAGGAAACCAAGAUUCUGACCGACCCACAACCACCAGCAGUGUCAGUGUUCCUCCCCCGUCCACACCUGUGGGGCGUGAACCGAUAGCCACACCCAUCAUCCCACCCUACGAUCCUUACGAUGAUGAUAAGGGACCCAGUCGCAUGGGGGAUACCCCUCUCCCUCCUCCCCGAGGACUUACCACAAUGAAAACUGAAUUUGAAUUUAGAUCCCAGAACAGUGACUUGGACGGCCUCCCAGCUCCCCCGGAAGGACCUCCGUCCUACGAUGAUGCAAUGAGUUCAGGGCAUGGCAAAGAGGAGGAGGCAGAAGAGGAUUUUGUUCAUCCUCCGCCUACAUGACUACCUGUAAAUGAGUGCAACAUGGAUCUGUGAUUUUGAAUUUUUGUGCAAAGGGAGAUCACUCUAUCAUUCUUAUUUCAUUUCUAUGUUAUAUAAUUGUUGGUGGUUUUUUUACCCUCUUCCAAAUGACUGAAGGAGAACUUGAAAUUUAUAGAUAUUCUAAGCAUAAUUUUUUUUAUUGAUUAAUUCCAUUUAUUUGCACAUUUUUUGUUUCAACUUUUGCUCAAACUUUGACGAAAAAAAUUAAUCAUUCUAUCUUUGGAUCCAAAAUUUAACCACUGAGUACCGAUACAUCAAGCAAACAUAUUUUUAAAAGAAAUCCUUUGGGGAAUUACUUUCGAUUUUCUUUAUGAACACUAUUUGUCUAGUGCUUUUUUUUUUCCUUAUUUGAAUCAUUCUAAAAUAAACAUUCUGUAGGGAAAUUCAUUGUUUUGUGGGAUCUUUACUUUUGAUUAAUUAUCUAGAGAGAUAGAUUGUAACUGUGUAAAAGGAACAUCUCAACUGGUUUUUAUAUUUAUCAUAGUAUUGGUAUUUACACAGUGAAUGUGUAUGUACCAGUCGUGUUUGUAAUAUUGUUGAAUAUCUGUUAUGAUUCUCUCUCCUAAUUUAUUUAUUAUUUGUUGUACAUAUUGUGUGUCCUUUUCACAGUAAAUUCAAACAUGCUA